Messenger RNA from Erigeron canadensis, 2202 nucleotides. RefSeq lists its product as uncharacterized. Lineage: Eukaryota; Viridiplantae; Streptophyta; Magnoliopsida; Asterales; Asteraceae. The transcript has 3 exons. The record is from RefSeq and is a predicted model, not a curated record. The coding region runs from base 1 to 1881 and encodes 626 amino acids.
AUGGGAGCCGCCAAGAUCGCCAUGUUUGAGGCUUGUUGUAGGGCUCGUGAUGGGGAGCCUACAAUCGAAUUGUUUCGUAGAUUCUAUAAGUUAUGUUGUUCCGGGGAUUGGUUUUCUAUGGAGAGGAGGUCUGAGCCUGGCUUGGGUGAGUGUAUUACAGAUUACAAAGAUUCUUUAAAGGGCUGGAAAAGUAGGUUUUUUUAUGUAGAUUCAUCAAUUGUGCUUCCUAGAUAUUAUCAGGCUCUCGAGUUCAAGGAUGUUCUUGACACUAAAGGGAAAAUGUCUGACCCUGUUCCGUAUGAUGGUUUUGACGUGGAACUGUAUAAGUCCCUGUUGGCAUCUAAGGUUGUUUGGAGGACAUUGCCAGAGGAGAUUCUUUAUCUUGCUAGAUUAAGUAAGACAUGGGCCCAUCAUCCCGCGGAGCCACUGAUCUGGGGCGCGGAUGGGAAGGUGAUGGACUUUACCACUUUUCUGUUAGAAGGUUAUGAAAAUUCCUCUUAUACUCCUGACGUCCCUAAGGGCGAGCGAGUGCCUACUGUUAAGGACUUGGAUUAUUCUAAAGAGCUUGAAGUACUUUUGGAUGAUGAUGGAGAGCUUCAAGCUAUAGAUCCUCAGGCAGAAGGGAUGGAGGGUGUGAGCAGGUCUCAAACUUUGGGGUUGCCUGCCUGUGCUAGUGAUUUUGGACACAUAUCAAAUAAGCAGAAAAAGAAGAUUCAAGUGGUAAGCCACUCGGGUCCGAAACGAAAGGGUAAAAUAGAUAGGGAGACAGUAUCUGAUCGUCCCAAAGUUAAGAAACCUAAAGUUUUUGAGGGAAUAAGGUUGUCUGAGCCGUCUGGUGGAACUUAUAGGCUUCGUAGUGAUGGCCAAAGUACUUCUGGUUACGGUAUGGGGAAAAGUAGGGCUUCCCUGGUCAAGGUAUUUGGUUCUAAAGCAGAGAGGACGCUCCCUGGCGAGCUUUCAGAUGGAGGAAGGGAGAAAGAGGAAGAAGAAGACGAGGGAGAAGAGGAAGAAGAAGGGGAGAGUGCCACGGGAGGAUACUAUGCUCCUGAUUUCAAAGUUGAUUUGCUUCCUGCCAUUCCUUCUGUUAAAGAUUGGGAGCCUCCAGAAAUCCCAGAUGUAGAUGGUCCUUUUACUUUGACGCUUCCUGGGGUUCCUUAUAAGAGUGGUCUGCUCGAGAGGAGUGAGAGGGCGGCUUAUGUUUCAGGCGUGGUGAUGCCUUCUCGCUGUAAGGAGAUGGCUGGUCGCACUACCGAUUCCUUCCACGAUCACGGUCGUGAGAUAGCUAUUCAAUAUAUGUCUUGGCAGGAUGAUAAUUUUCGCAGGUGGACGAUUAUGGAAAAGAGCCUAAGUGAAGCAAGGAAACAGGUGACGAUGCUAAAGCGCCAGUGUCGCAGAUAUGAGGAUAGAAAUGGCACAUUUGCAUUCGGACACCAGGUUGAAGAUCUUAAGACCGAACUUCAGAUUGAAAAACAAAGGAACGGUAUGGUGGAUGCAGAGUUAGACCAUGAAAGGGGCAAGAUACGGGAUUUGGUGAAGUUGGCGGAAGACUGGAAAGAAAAACAUGAUAACAAUCGAAAGAAAAUUGAGGAGUUGAUGUUGGAGUUUAGUGAGAAAGAGAAGUGUUAUCUUGAUGAGGUUCGUGAAUUAAAAGAGAAAGUAGGUGAGCUUGCUGGUGAGAAGCGGGCUGUGUUGGAGGCUAUUCCAGAGUUUGUCCGGAAACUUCAUUCUAGCCUUGAAUUCAGUUUGGCUAUGGCUGAGGUUCAAAAGUUUGCUGUACGUUUGGGUGCUCACCGUAACCUUGAAAAGUUACAUGCUAGGAAUUCUAAGUUGGACAUUACUAAGCAUGAGGGGUACAAUCCAGGCAUUAUAUCUGAGCUUUAGAGCGCAGGGGAAAAGUUUCGACAGAAGACUUAUGCUUACCUUACUCAGCUAGCAUCUAGUUCGGGACUCUCGGCAGAAGACCUAUUGAAGAUUCCGGCUCCGGAAACUACCUCUACUUCGUUUUCAGUUCCAGCUCCAUCUACUUCUUAGGCUUUUCUCUUUAUUUAGUUUGUUGCCUCUGUUGGUUUUAGACAUUUCCUUUAUGUUUGUAUGUUGCCUCUGUUGGCCUUAGACAUUUGUUGGCCUUAGCCAUUUCCUUUUGUGUACGCUUCAUGCUAACUUUGUGUUGAACAAUUUUUAUGUUGCUUGCCUUUGUUUUAA